Molecule: messenger RNA, 1319 nt
Organism: Zychaea mexicana
Lineage: Eukaryota; Fungi; Mucoromycota; Mucoromycetes; Mucorales; Lichtheimiaceae
Exons: 1
Coding region: 201-1025 (274 amino acids)
Source: RefSeq, a predicted model, not a curated record
UCCCUCUCUCACUCUCUCCCCGCUCCGAAGUUUUACGCGCGCGCGCAGUAUUUUACUCCAUCCUUGAAAAAAGUUGUACUUACAUGACUGUGGUGUUGUUGAUGAUGGUGCUGGUGAUGCAUUAAUGGUGGCGGUGGUGGUGGUGGUGGCAACAAAGAAGCACCAGUGGUGGCGGUGUUGGUGGCACCAGUGCCAGUAGCAUGCUGAUCACUCAGAAGUAUCAACUCGAUUUUCCAUUUUGCAUUUUCGCCCCAGCGUUCGACCUUCAAACACAGCAGCAGCAGCAGCAGCAGCAGCAAGCACGUACAGUAUUAGUACUUACUGUGUUAAUGCACAACACUCCGCAGCAUGAUUGUGCUCAGAAUAGAGUUUCCCCACCCCACCUCACCCCUCUCUCUGUAUACCACUUACUUGCUGUCGUACUGCUUGAAAUAUAUUGUCCAAGUGAUCUGAUGGUGAGAAUGCGACUGUGGAUCUUCGACCGGCCAUGUUGUUGUUGCUGUGUAAUGAACCAUCAUUGCUGUUGCUGUUGCCAUCUCGAAACCGCGAAGAAGGUGCUGGUGCUGGUGGAAGCGCUUGUUGCAUUAUAUAACUGUCUCGGGAUUGCUUAUGCGUUUCUUUACAGAGUGCUGUGUAUGCUACUGAGAGUGUUCGUUGUUAUGAGUGAGAUCAGCAAUUGCCCCCAAAGACACAAAAGCGGUGUGCGCAAAGGAAGAAAGAAGGAAGGAAGAAAGAAAGAAAGAGAGAGCGAAUGCCCGGCUCUUUUCGUCAAGGAAAUAAGGGGAUUAUUAAGAAGAAAGAAGAAAAAGUUCAGAAGAAGUUGUGGGCUUCUUCACAAUAUUAAGAGCCACUUAAACAGAGGAGAGAGAGAGAGAGGGGUUGGGGUAUAUAAGAAAAGAAGACAAACAAAUAUACAGAAAUGUAAAGCGUGCGCUGCUUUCGUAACGGGGUCCGUCCGUAGUCUCGCUCUAUCGUUCGAUUCGCUUUGUCCGUCCGUACCCGUAGUAUUAUUAUGCGCCGGUUAAACUGAAGAAAACCCGAUUCAAAGGGUUGGGGCCAAAAGAGAUGGGCACUUGAAAAAUAAGAGGCGUUCAAAUGACUUUUGCGAAUGCUGCGUACAAUUGAACAAGAGCAAGAAGUGCAAAAAAUUACAAGAAAAAGAAGAAGGAAAAAGAAAGGCCUUUGUAUGUCCUGCAACCCGCCUCCUCGCCCUCCCCGGGACCCUACUAUUACUACUACUACUACUAAAACCAGCUGAGGCUGUUGGCAUAAUUAAGUGUCCUCUUGGUUUCGUGUCCCGCCUACUUUACAUGCAGCCA